AUGGAUGCUGCUGAGGAACCCGCUGCGGCAGGGUCCGUGAUGGAACCUCCUGCGGCAGGGUCCGUGCUGGAAGCUCCUGUGGCGAAAGCCGCAGGGCCGGCAGGCCCGCCACCGCCGGUGUUUGUUCCCGACGAGCCGAACAUCUCAGGGAGCACUGUGCAUGGAGUGUUGUUGGAGGGGAAGGACCUCCUUGAGAUUCCGGUCGAAGAGAUCCUUGCUCUCUCGUUGUCAUCCAUCGAGCCAGCUGAGUCGCUCAUCAACGACGUUUGCUAUGAGGUAUCGAAAACAGAGGCCGAACGCUGGCACCGGGCCGCGGACCUGGCCCAGGACAAUGUGUACCGCUUAAAGGCACAGAUGGACCAGUUGGUGCGGCUGAAGCCGAACCACCAUCCCCUGGUGCUUGCGCGCCAAAUCGGCAUGGGACAGGUCAGUGGAACUGGCAAGACUGUCAAUACGCCCUUGAAGGAGGUGAUCAUGGGCGUAUCCAAGGUGGUGAGCCAAUUGGACGGCACGGUGACCAAGCAGUCCAAGUCACUCGAGAAGAUCUCGACGCUUCUUGAAAUGCUGUGCUCGUCGAUGAAAGAGUUGAUUUCUGUAGAGCAGAAGAAGUCAACAUUGGUGUCACAGAUGUCGCAGGCUGCAAAGGCCACAUCUAUGGCAGGCACGCCGACUACCCCAGCAAGCGUGCCUGGUAUCGCACCUCCAGGGUCUGCUCCAAGCGGUUUGGUGACUCCUCCGACGACCGGUGGAGCUCCGCAAGCUACUUUGGGCACCGGCCAUGUGGCAUCGACAUCGCCACCGCCGGCCCCCAAGCUCAUGCCCACGAAUCUUACGCCUCCGAUGCCAUCGGGCUUUCCUCCGGUUCCGGCCUUCAUGGGUCAGAACUAUGGAACGACGCCAGCA
Messenger RNA from Durusdinium trenchii, 903 nucleotides. NCBI's taxonomy places the organism in Eukaryota, Dinophyceae, Suessiales, Symbiodiniaceae. The record is from the annotation of a GenBank genome assembly.